Molecule: messenger RNA, 987 nt
Organism: Diachasma alloeum
Lineage: Eukaryota; Metazoa; Arthropoda; Insecta; Hymenoptera; Braconidae
Exons: 4
Coding region: 1-987 (328 amino acids)
Source: RefSeq, a predicted model, not a curated record
AUGAAGCUUCAGACAGGUGACGAUGCUACAAUAAAAGCAUUGGGUCUACAUUGGGAUUCAAAGAAUGAUUCCAUCGUGUAUACAGUUCAUCCAAUCCCGCUUAUCAAAAAGGUCACCAAACGAAUAGUCUCAUCGGAUCUCACAAAAAUGUUUGAUCCCUUGGGACUCGUUGGACCCGUUAUCAUGAAGGGGAAACUGAUCAUGCAACAAUUAUGGAAGGAGAAACUGGGCUGGGAUGAUCCAGUCCCUAUCUCCAUAAACACAGAGUGGAAAGCAUAUUUAGAACAACUCCCACUCCUCAACAACACACAGUUCAGAAGAAAAACGAUUCUCGCCAAUGCUACAGAGAUUCAAUUGCAUGGGUUUUGUGACGCCAGUGACAAGGGGUAUGAAGCGUACGGCUACCUGAGGACGCCCUACACAAACGAGACUCAGACGUACCUGCUCUGUGCGAAAUCGAGGGUCGCCCCAAUAAAUAAAGAGGCGACUAUCCCAAGACUCGAAUUGCGCUUUACCUUAUUGCUUGCUGAACUCAUCGACACAAUUAAAAAUACGAUCACCCAAAGAAUAGAUCAAUGGCGACACGUGAGAACCGACGACAACCCAGCCGAUGACAUUUCAAAAGGAUGUACGCCAGAGGAAUUUACGGAUGACAUCAAGUGGAAGCAAGGACCUAUGUGGCUCAACACACCUGAAAAACAAUGGCCAGAAUCGAAACUCACAGUUCCAGCAGAAGUACCAGAGAUACGGAAGGAAGAAUGCUUCAGUGAAGAUCUUAAAAUAUUAAGACGAGGAAAUGAAUUACCUCCCAAAGACAGAUGGCUAGCAAUAAGUCAAUAUCUAGAUGCAAAGGGCUUAAUACGAGUAGGAGAACUUGUUAGAGUGAAGACGCAAGCUACUGAUUACUAUCUCGAUGAACUAAGAGAGGGGACAAAUAUACUUAAGCGCGUAGCUCGCACUGGUGUCGUCAGGGAGAAAGAAAUCUGA